This is a messenger RNA of Salvia splendens (bonfire salvia), 943 nucleotides long. Its product is annotated as 50S ribosomal protein L7/L12. Gene Ontology annotation, cellular component: ribosome. The transcript has 2 exons. The record is from RefSeq and is a predicted model, not a curated record. Gene Ontology annotation, biological process: translation. Gene Ontology annotation, molecular function: structural constituent of ribosome; mRNA binding. Bases 154 to 732 code for a protein of 192 amino acids. NCBI's taxonomy places the organism in Eukaryota, Viridiplantae, Streptophyta, Magnoliopsida, Lamiales, Lamiaceae.
UCAAGAUAACCCACCCGUAUCCUUAAACCCUGUUUGUUCAUCACUUCGAUUCCGCAUUUCCUCAGCCAAACCCCUAAUUUCCGAUUCUUCAAAUCCAUCUCUACCGCUGCAAAUUACUGCUUUUUUCCGAUAAAAUCUAGGAUUUCUUCGGCAAUGAGACACUAUUUCACCCGCUUCCUUUCCCAAUCCCUCACCCGCCGCCCCAAAUCCAUCACACCCAGUCCCCGAAUUGCAACCCCGCUGAAAAGCCCUAAUCUGAUUCGACGAUUCUCGGACACAGCUCAGGAGUCGAAGCCUGCCCCAUCACAACCAGUAGAUGAAAUCGUUGACGAGCUUUCUGGUCUCACACUGCUCGAGAUAGCUGACCUUGCCGAGGUUCUGAGGCAGAAAUUGGGGAUUGAGGAAAUGCCGAUAAUGGCGGUUAUGAUGCCCGGGAUGGGAUUCGGACCGGGAAUGGCGGGGGGCAAGGGGAAAGGCGGUGGAGGCGCGGCCAAGGAGGAGGAGAAGAAGGAGAAGACGUCGUUUGAUUUGAAGCUAGAGGGUGGUUUCGAUGCGGGUUCGAAGAUUAAGAUUAUUAAGGAAGUUAGGGCGUGUACGGAUCUGGGGUUGAAGGAGGCCAAGGAUUUGGUGGAGAAAGCGCCUACGUUGCUGAAGAAAGGCGUGACGAAGGAUGAGGCGGAGAAGAUUAUCGGGAAGAUGAAGGAGAUUGGGGCUAAAGUGACCAUGGAGUGAGCCAUUUUUGCUGCAACAGCAAUGCCGGCUUUUAUCCACGUACACAAGCGACUUGAUGAGCAAAGAGAGGAACCAGACUGAUUUUCUGGUGAUUCAGUGACUUGGGCAGAAAACCUGGUUGCAGCAUCAUACUUGAACGGUCCCAAAAAUUUGUGUGGUUAUUAUUAGUGUAGAAUUGCUUUGGAUUUACAUUUUAAAAUGUUACUCCCUC